This is a messenger RNA of Geodia barretti, 6664 nucleotides long. The record is from the annotation of a GenBank genome assembly. NCBI's taxonomy places the organism in Eukaryota, Metazoa, Porifera, Demospongiae, Tetractinellida, Geodiidae.
AUGCUAGAGUGGCGGAUGGUGUUCCAGAGGAGGAGGGCAGAGGAGGAGGAAGGUACAGAGACUGUGUUGGCCAUCGGAGCAGGACCCAGCGACGUGAGUCUGAAGAAGGCGGACGAAGUCCUAGAGAUUCUCCAGGGAGCCGGCGACAUCAGAGACUGCGAGAACAAGCUUGUCCUCCUCCUCGGCUAUGACCAGUUUCAGUUCAUCAAGGCAGAGAGCGAUGCCGACAGGGAGAGGAUCGAGGAGGAGAUGAGUGCAGACCCCGAGAAAAAGGCCAUCCUCAAGGCCCUGUCAAUGGUGGAGUCAGAGGACAUUGUUCAGGAGGAGAGAGCCAGGAAAGCCGCUGUGCGAAAAUCUCGGAUGGAGUCAGACCUCGACGCCGAGAAUGCUGACCUCCAGGAGAAGAAAGGGGUGACUGGGGUCGAGGAGGUGUUGGACCUGGAGGACCUGGUGUUCACGGACGGGAGUCAUUUCAUGGCCAACAAGAGAUGCCAGCUCCCGGGAGGCUCCUUCAGACAGACCAAGAAGGGAUACGAGGAGGUCCACGUCCCCGCACUCAAACCUAAACCGUUUGACGUGAAAGAGUCACUGAAGGCGAUUGUGGAGCUGCCAAAGUGGGCGCAGGCAGCGUUCAGCAACUACCGCUCCCUCAACAGGAUACAGACCAGACUCCAAGAGACGGCCCUCCACUCGGACGAAAACAUCCUCCUCUGUGCCCCCACUGGUGCUGGAAAGACCAACGUAGCUCUCCUCUGCAUCCUGAGAGAGCUCCACAAACACAUGAACCCCGAUGACACUGUCAAUCUGGAGUCGUUCAAGGUCAUCUACAUCGCUCCCAUGAGGUCCCUCGUACAGGAGAUGGUCGCCAACUUCUCCAAGCGUCUGGUGCCGUACGGAGUGACAGUGAGCGAGUUGACGGGCGAUCACCAGCUGAACAAGGAGCAGAUUAUGGCCACGCAGGUCAUCGUCUGCACCCCCGAGAAGUGGGACAUCAUAACUCGCAAGAGCGGGGAGAGGACCUACACCCAGCUUGUCAGCCUCGUCAUCAUUGAUGAGAUCCACUUGCUGCACGACAGUCGAGGUCCUGUCCUGGAGGCUAUUGUGGCUCGGACCAUACGCCAGAUCGAGGCAACCCAGGAGCUCAUCAGACUAGUUGGCCUCUCUGCCACCCUUCCCAACUACGAGGAUGUGGCCACCUUCCUGCGAGUGGAUCCUGCCAAAGGUCUGUACUACUUCGACAACAGCUACCGUCCCGUUCCGCUGGAGCAGACGUACAUCGGAAUCACAGAGAAAAAGGCUCUCAAACGAUUCCAGGUGAUGAACGACAUUGUGUAUGAGAAGGUGAUGGAGAACGCGGGGAGGAACCAGGUCCUCAUCUUUGUCCACUCCCGUAAAGAGACGUCCAAGACGGCGCGGGCCAUCCGAGACAUGUGUCUGGAGAAGGACACGCUGGGACUGUUCCUGAAGGAGGACUCGGCCAGUACCGAGGUCCUGAGGACCGAGGCCGAGCAAACUAAGAACCCGGAGCUGAAGGACCUCCUGUCCUACGGGUUUGCCAUCCACCAUGCCGGCAUGAACCGAGUGGACAGGACACUGGUUGAGGAGCUGUUUGCCGAUAAACACAUCCAGGUCCUGGUGUCCACCGCGACGCUCGCCUGGGGGGUCAACCUCCCCGCACACACCGUCAUCAUCAAAGGAACACAGGUGUACAGUCCAGAGAAGGGGCGGUGGGUGGAACUGGGUAUGCUGGACGUGUUGCAGAUGCUGGGUCGAGCCGGACGGCCGCAGUACGACAAGAAGGGGGAGGGUGUCCUGCUCACCAGUCACUCUGAGCUCCAGUACUACCUCUCCCUCAUGAACCAACAGCUGCCGAUUGAGAGCCAGUUCAUCAGUCGACUAGCCGACAACCUAAAUGCAGAGAUUGUGCUGGGCACAGUCCAGAACGCCAAAGACGCCGUCAACUGGCUAGGUUACACAUACCUCUACAUCAGGAUGCUGCGGGCCCCGCAGCUGUAUGGAGUGGACCCAGAUGACCUGGAGAGCGACCGACUGUUGGACCAGCGACGAGCUGACCUCAUCCACACCGCAGCCUCUCAGCUCAGCAAGUGCAACCUCAUCAAGUAUGACAAGAAGAGCGGAGCCUUUCAGGGAUAUUCCGUGUUCACCACUCUUCUCCUCUCACUCUCGAUCUGUGCAUAUUCACAGGAGGAGAAGAUGGAGCUGGCAAAGCUGCUAGACAGAGUCCCCAUCCCGGUCAAGGAGAGCAUGGAGGAGCCAAGUGCCAAGAUCAACGUUCUCCUCCAGGCCUACAUCUCCCAGCUGAAGCUGGAGGGGUUCGCCCUCAUGUCAGACAUGGUCUACGUCACCCAGUCUGCCGGGAGGCUCAUCCGCGCCAUUUACGAGAUCUGCCUCCAUCGAGGCUGGGCCCAGCUCACCUCCCGUGCCCACUCUCUCUCCAAGAUGAUCGACAAGAGAAUGUGGCAGUCGAUGACUCCACUGCGACAGUUCAAGAAGCUGCCGGAGGACGUCAUCCGCAGGAUCGAGAAGAAGGACUUCCCCUGGGAGAGGUUCUACGACCUCGGCCACAGCGAGAUCGGCGAGCUGGUCCGCAUGCCCAAGAUGGGCAAGACCAUCCACAAGUAUGUCCACCAACUGCCCAAGUUGGAGCUGGCCGUGCACAUCCAACCAGUCACCAGGUCCACGCUGCAAGUGGAGCUGACCAUCACUCCCGACUUCCAGUGGGACGAAAAGAUCCACGGAGUGUCUGAGGCGUUCUGGAUCAUGGUGGAAGACGUGGACUCUGAACUCAUCCUCCAUCACGAGUACUUCCUCCUCAAGUCCAAAUACUCUCGUGACGAGCACGCCGUCAGUUUCUUUGUCCCCGUCUUCGAGCCACUCCCUCCGCAGUACUUCAUCCGCGUCGUGUCGGACAAGUGGCUGUCCUCGGAGACCCAGCUGCCCGUCUCCUUCCGCCACCUCAUCCUCCCGGAGAAGUUCCCGCCUCCCACGGAGCUGCUCGACCUCCAGCCACUCCCUGUCACCGCCCUCCGUAACCCCCACUACGAACAGCUGUACUCUGACCUCUUCACCUUCUUUAACCCCAUCCAGACCCAGGUGUUCAAUGCUCUCUAUAACACUGAUGACGAUGUGUUUGUGGGAGCUCCGACCGGCAGCGGGAAGACCAUUUGUGCCGAGUUUGCCAUCCUCAGGAUGUUCUCUGCCUCUCCCAACUCUCGCUGCGUCUUCAUCACUCCCAAACAGCCCCUCGCCGAACAGCGCUAUGCCGAGUGGCAGCAGAAGUUUGGACAGCACAUGAGCAAGAGGGUCUCUCUGCUGACAGGGGAAACCAGUGCGGACCUCCGUCUACUGAGAGACAGCAACAUUGUCAUUAGCACGCCAGAGCACUGGGAUGUCCUCUCCCGGAGAUGGAAGCAGAGGAAGAACGUACAGAACGUCGAUCUCUUUGUGGUGGACGAACUGCACCUGAUAGGCGGGGAGAGCGGGCCCGUCCUGGAGGUCAUCUGCUCCCGCAUGCGCUACAUGUCCUCGCAGAUCGAGCGGAAGGUGAGGAUCGUGGCUCUAAGCUCGUCCGUGGCCAACGCCAAGGACCUGGGCCAGUGGCUGGGAGCCACAACUCACGGUCUCUUCAACUUCCACCCCAACGUCAGACCUGUCCCACUGGAGCUCCACAUACAGGGUUUCAACAUCACCCAUACUCCGUCGCGACUCAUAGCUAUGAUGAAACCUGUCUACCAGGCCAUCUGCAAGUACUCACCAAAGACACCCGUCAUCGUCUUUGUCCCCUCUCGCAAGCAGACCAGAUUCACCGCCGUCGACCUCCUGACCUUUUGCGCCGCCGAUCUCCAGCCGCAGCGGUUCCUCCACUGUGCCGAGGAGGACCUGAAGACACAUCUCAAGCACAUCCGAGACAAGACCCUGGUGGAGACACUGAGCAAUGGAGUUGCCUACCUCCACGAGGGACUCAGCGACAUAGAGAGGAAGGCAGUGGAGCAGGUCUACUCCUCUGGAGCUGUCCAGGUGAUCGUGGUGUCCCGCAACCUCUGCUGGGGAAUGAGCAUCAACUCACAUCUCACUGUCAUCAUGGACACACAGUACUACGAUGGCAGAGGGCACAGGUAUGUUGACUACCCGGUGCCUGACCUCCUGGAGAUGAUAGGCAGAGCCAACAGACCGCUGGUGGACGAGAGCGGGGUGGCCAUCUUGCUCUGCCAGAACUCCAAGAAAGAGUUCUACAAGAAGUUCCUCUACGAGCCUCUGCCUGUGGAGGUGAGGAGGGGUGAUCAACAUCGGUGGCUUGUGGCAAAUUGGCACAUUCCACCUGUGGUGUGGUGCCACUGUACUAUACUGGAGCAAACAUGCCUAUCUAACUGUAUAACUGGCUCUUGUUCUCUCUGUUUGCAGUCUUAUCUGGACCACUUCAUGCACGACCAUUUCAACGCGGAGGUGGUGACCAAGACGGUGGAAAACAAGCAGGACGCAGUGGACUACCUCACCUGGUCCUUCCUCUACCGCAGAAUGACCCAGAACCCCAACUUCUACAACCUCCAAGGUGUGACUCAUCGUCAUCUCUCCGACCAUCUCUCUGAAGUAGUGGAGAACACUCUCAGUGACCUUGAGCAGUCCAAGUGUAUAGCCAUAGAGGAUGAGAUGGACCUGUCGCCACUCAACCUGGGCAUGAUCGCUGCCUACUACUACAUCAACUACACCACCAUUGGCAAGUCUUACUUUUUCCUCCAGCUCUUCAGCAUGUCUCUCAAUAACAAGACCAAAUUGCGGGGGCUGAUAGAAAUCCUGGCCUCGGCAGCCGAGUACGAGAACCUCCCGAUCCGCCACAAGGAGGACUCCCUCUUGAGGCAGCUGUCGUCCAGGGUCCCCCUCAAACUGGUGGGAUCGAAGUUCAACGACCCCCACACCAAGACGAACCGCUCAUCCAGGCCCACCUCUCCCGGCUCCAGCUCCCAGCAGAGCUCCAGAGUGACACCGAGGAUAUCCUCAAGAAGUUUUGUAGCAUCUUCAGGUAGCAGCUAUUGUAUGUACAACCUAUGUACAUUCUUGAACCCAUUGCAGGCCAUUCGGCUGAUCCAGGCGUGUGUGGAUGUUCUGAGCAGCAGCGGGUGGCUGUCCCCGGCGCUGAGUGCCAUGGAGCUGGCCCAGAUGAUGACUCAGGCCAUGUGGAGCAAGGACUCCUUCCUCAAACAGCUGCCCCACUUCACCUCUGACAUCAUCAAGAGAUGCUCUGACAAGGGAGUUGAGUCUGUGUUUGACAUUAUGGACAUGGAAGAUGAUGCUAGGAACAGUCUCCUGCAGUUCUCUGAUGGACAGAUGCAGGACGUGGCUCGGUUCUGCAACCGCUACCCCAACAUUGACCUCACGUACGAAGUCCAGGACAAGGACAACAUCGUUUCAGGUGAGCAGGUGGUUGUGGUAGUAAAGUUGGAGAGAGAGGACGAGGAGGAGACUUUGCCUCAAGUCAUUGCCCCCUUCUUCCCUCAGAAACGAGAGGAGGGAUGGUGGGUGGUUAUUGGUGACCCGAAAACUAACAGCGAGGGUGCUCGAGUCAUAGCCACAGACAUGAAUGGAGAGAAACUGGCGGAGCUGAAGCGUGAGCAGCCAGCCAUCGUGACCGACACUCUGGAUGUUACUCGUCGGGAGGACGUGGAGCGUCUCUUGCGGGAGAAAUACAGCGACACUAAUGUCCUCUUCAACUGUGCAGGGUGGUAUGUGUUUCAUGGACCUCUGCUGGACACGGAGGAGAAGGACUGGGACCGCUCCUUUGAUAUCAACGUGAAGAGCAUGUUCUACACGUCUAAAACCUGUAUUUCAAUGUGGAAGGAGAAGGGUUGUGGAGGGAACAUCGUCAACAUGGCGUCAGUGGUGUCAAGCAUAAAGGGGGCGGAGUGCCGCAGUGUCUACGGUGCCUCCAAGGCUGCCGUGAUCGGACUGACUAAGAGCAUUGCGGCUGACUACGUCCAGGAUGGGAUCAGAUGCAAUGCCAUCUGUCCAGGUACUGUGGACACACCGUCACUCAAUGACAGGAUAAGAGCCAUGGGAGACUAUGAAACUGCAAGUCUCAACCGUGCCAAAUUUGUUGCCCGACAGAAGAUGGGUCGACUGGGGACUGCAGAAGAGAUAGCUUGUCUCUUGGUCUACCUAGCCAGUGACGAGUCGGCAUUUGUGACUGGUCAAACGAUGGUGAUUGAUGGAGGCUGGAGUGUUUGAUGGACCAAUAUAAUAGUUAUGAGGGAUAUAUUUGUUAUCACCAAUAUGAAUGCAGUCCUGUUUGUUAACAAUUCAAUUUUUUGCUGAAAGCCGUCCAGAGUUGUAUUAAAUUGGAUAGCUACAGGUGGUUUCAGUAUUAUCUGAGCAUUUUGUCAUUCUGCAAAUCAUACUAAUGACACUACUUUUUCUCUACGAUGGUUGUGCUCUUAUCACAAAGGACUGCAGUCCAAUUCCACAUACAACUACGAUGUGUCCUCCCUCCCUCCAUUGAUAGAGGGUGAGAGAAGAAGUAUCAGCAAUGUCAUGAGUUUGGCUGUGAACCAGUGACAAUGUGGCACUCUGCAGAUUAUGACUGUCACACUCCUUCCCUCUGACGACCUGACGGCUUAAAAUCUCCUUCUCUGUGAAGCCAGCUGAGCUGGAC